AUGACAAUCAAAAUAGUCAAACACAUUUCACUUCCACUCCUUCGCCCAGUCUCUCACUUCACCGGUCUCUCCCGCCUCUGCCUCCGCCGUUCGAUGGCCACCGCGACGUCAUCCGACUCCACCGUGAGCCCAUCAAACACCCGGGUCGGGUGGAUCGGCACCGGCGUUAUGGGCCGGUCCAUGUGUACCCACCUCCUCAAAGCCGGCUACUCCCUCACUGUCUUCAACCGCACCCUCUCCAAGGCCCAGCCCCUCGUCGACCUCGGGGCCCACCUGGCCCACUCCCCAAACGCCGUCGCCUCCCAAUCCGACGUCGUCUUCUCCAUCGUCGGCUACCCUUCCGACGUCCGCUCCGUCCUCCUGGACCCCACCACCGGGGCCCUCUCGGGCCUCCGACCCGGCGGCAUCCUCGUGGACAUGACCACCUCCGAACCCUCCCUCGCCGUCGAGAUUUCCUCGGCCGCCGCCGCCAAAUCCUGCUUCUCAGUCGACGCUCCCGUCACUGGCGGCGACGUUGGCGCCAAAAACGGAACUCUGGCCAUCCUUGCCGGCGGGGACGAAAACGUUGUCCUCAAGCUGGCACCUUUAUUUGCUCUCAUGGGUAAAGUUAAUUACAUGGGUGGCAGUGGAAAAGGGCAGUUCGCGAAGCUAGCGAACCAGAUAGUCAUAGCUUCAACCAUGGUGGGUCUGGUGGAGGGCAUGGUAUUUGCUCACAAGGCUGGUCUCGAUGUGGGUCUGUUCUUAAAUGCGAUCAAAGUGGGUGCGGCUGGUUCAAAGUCGCUGGAUUUGUAUGGAGGUAGGAUUUUGAAGAGGGAUUUCGAGCCGGGAUUCUAUGUGAACCACUUUGUGAAGGACUUGGGCAUUUGCUUGAAGGAAUGCCAGAACAUGGGUUUGGCUUUGCCUGGAUUGGCUCUGGCUCAGCAGCUUUACUUGUCGUUGAAGGCUCAUGGGGAAGGCAAUUUGGGUACCCAGGCGCUUAUUGUGGCUCUGGAGCGCCUUAAUAAUGUUUCACUUGAAUCUGCCCCUGCAAAAUAA
Messenger RNA from Prunus armeniaca (apricot), 1035 nucleotides. The record is from the annotation of a GenBank genome assembly. NCBI's taxonomy places the organism in Eukaryota, Viridiplantae, Streptophyta, Magnoliopsida, Rosales, Rosaceae.